AUGUUUCGUCGACCAGCUUUGCGUAUUCCACAGUUUGCGCGCUCAAUUGCAGUGCGCAGCAAGGGCCCGUGGGUGUUCCACGAUGAUAUGUCUGCGACCCACGCAGAGACACUGGAUGUGGCCCUCCAGGGCUACUUGGAAGCGCCCCACCGGCCAACCAAGGUCGGUGCGCCGCUGUUGCCCGGCGAUCAUUUGGUCUUUUUCAACCACAGAGUUCCCGAGUCCUCGUUAGGCCGCGAUGGCUACGACGAUGAGCAGUCGCCAAUUGGAGACUUCCCCAACCGGCGGUGGUAUGGUGGCCGCAUCGAGUUCAACAUAGAGUCUGAUCUGAUUCUUGGCCGCCCCGCAGUCUGCACCGAGACUCUGUCGUCGAUAAAGCAGAGCGGUAACAACAAGCGUGUCACUGUGUCUAUUGACCGAACGAUGCGUUCUGUCGACGAGCCUGAGUCCUGGGCAGUGCGCGAGCAGCGGACUUUCUUCUACUUUAACAACGAUCCUGUCCUUAUCGAGCGCCAAUCAAAGCGCCACUUUGCCCCCAAAUACAAAGCAAAGAUCCAGCGUCAUAUUGACCCGUCGCGGUUCCUUCUUUUCCGCUAUUCUGCACUUAAUUUCAACGCUCACCUCAUCCACCUUGACAAGGCCUACACCACCGAGCAAGAAAAGCUUCCGGACGUUGUAGUGCAGGGCCCGCUUAUGGUUACUAUGGUUCUAAGGUGGGUGGCAAACGAUAUACUGGGCAACGGCCGCGUCGUAAAGCAGUUCAGCUACCGCAAUCUCGCUCCGCUCUUCGUCAACGAUCACGCCGUGCUCUGUGCCGCCCCAAUCUCCCCGGAUGUCAUCGAAGUCUGGAUCGAAAACUCUCAGGGCGGUAUGGUCCUCACCGGAUCCAUCGUCAUCGCCUAA
Wickerhamiella sorbophila is the source of this 903-nucleotide messenger RNA. RefSeq names its product Hydroxyacyl-thioester dehydratase type 2, mitochondrial. Bases 1 to 903 code for a protein of 300 amino acids. Gene Ontology annotation, molecular function: (3R)-hydroxyacyl-[acyl-carrier-protein] dehydratase activity. The record is from RefSeq and is a predicted model, not a curated record. Lineage: Eukaryota; Fungi; Ascomycota; Dipodascomycetes; Dipodascales; Trichomonascaceae. The transcript has a single exon. Gene Ontology annotation, cellular component: mitochondrion.